Messenger RNA from Lethenteron reissneri (Far Eastern brook lamprey), 1431 nucleotides. RefSeq names its product troponin C, slow skeletal and cardiac muscles-like. Gene Ontology annotation, molecular function: calcium ion binding. The record is from RefSeq and is a predicted model, not a curated record. Lineage: Eukaryota; Metazoa; Chordata; Hyperoartia; Petromyzontiformes; Petromyzontidae. Gene Ontology annotation, cellular component: myosin II complex.
CAGGGCAGGGGAGGGCAGUGCAGGGUAGCGAAGGGCAGGGGCGGGAAGGACGCUAUAUAAGCCAGGGCACCUCCCGCGCCGCUCCCGUACUGCCCACGAAACAAAUCGGACCGGGCAGCCAUGGCGGAAGACGUGGAUAGAGCGGCCGUAGAGCAGCUGACGGAAGAGCAAAAAAAAGAAUUCCGGGCCGCCUUUGACAUCUUCGUGCAAGACGCCGAGGAUGGCUGCAUCAGCACCAAGGAGCUGGGGAAGGUGCUGCGAAUGUUGGGGCAGAACCCCUCGCCAGACGAGCUCCAGGAGAUGAUUGACGAGGUGGACGAAGAUGGCAGCGGCACCGUGGACUUCGAGGAGUUCCUCAUCAUGAUGGUGCGCAGCAUGAAAGAGGAGAGCAAGGGGAAGUCAGAAGAGGAGCUGAGCGAACUCUACCGCAUGUUUGACAAAAACGGUGACGGCUACAUCGAUCUGGAGGAGCUCAAGGUGAUGCUGCACGCCACGGGGGAGGACAUCACAGACGACGAUAUCGAGGAGCUCUUUGCGGACGGAGACAAAAACGGCGACGGAUUUAUCGAUUACGACGAAUUCAUGGAAUUCAUGAAGGGAGUGGAUUAAUGGAAUCUUCCGUAUACCCCCUCGGAUAUUACGAUAACAUCUACAACAACAACCACAAACAACCCAAAAUACGACGUGCAUUCAUACACGAGUGAAACGAAAACUAUGCCUAGGCGACGAUAAGAGCCGUACAACAUAGCCAUGGCAUAGUGUGGCUUCUUCAACAACUAUAUCGCCUACACAUACAUAUGUAAAUCAUUACAACAGGGCCCUUGAGUAAGUUAACAAUGGCUUGGAUCGAGUUGGUCCUCCGUUUGCACCUUUGCUUUCGUGAAAAAACGCAACCCAGAAGGACGCAUGCGGCUCUUAUCUAGUGGCUGGCUCCACGCGAGCUUGAUGACUUUGUGAACGAGAUUAACAAACACAAACGCAGAGGAAACAUUGUGAAGUUACUUUCGCGGGCGUGCCCGCUUUCGAGCGCUAACGAUGUCCUGAAAAUAAUUUUAGAGUCGUUUUCUUUCAUUGUUAUUAUUGUUAACGAAGCGUCAAUAUUCUGUGAAUAUCCCGAGGUUCUGUAGUUACUAGAGAAGAGCUGCCGGUUUUCAUGUGGUCGCGUGUGAGGAUGUAAGCGCUCUGUGUAAGGUGUUGGACAUACAGAUGACAUCAACGCGAAGUCGAGAGAAUCUGGUAAAUCCAGAAACAGAAUUCUUCCAUUCAUAACAACCAAUUGAUGGCGUUUCUGGUUUAUGUUGAAAUACAAUGUUAUGUACAAUUUUACACUGUAGGUACCAGCGUACGAUUAUGUUAUACAGAUGAGAUUGGUCAAUUUUAUAACUGCUCGUUUCAAGAACUAAGCCUGUGUAAUAAAUAUAUUGUACGUGA